This is a messenger RNA of Mytilinidion resinicola, 3783 nucleotides long. RefSeq names its product PNTB-domain-containing protein. Gene Ontology annotation, biological process: NADPH regeneration; proton transmembrane transport. Gene Ontology annotation, molecular function: NAD binding; NADP binding. Gene Ontology annotation, cellular component: mitochondrial inner membrane. NCBI's taxonomy places the organism in Eukaryota, Fungi, Ascomycota, Dothideomycetes, Mytilinidiales, Mytilinidiaceae. The record is from RefSeq and is a predicted model, not a curated record. Bases 116 to 3514 code for a protein of 1132 amino acids. The transcript is spliced from 11 exons.
CGUAACUGCAUCGACCGCGCAUUGCGAGAGCUGGGCGCCGGGCAUUGAGAGCGAAUGCUGUUUCUUCCUUCUGCUGCACACCUCCACCCCCUCUCUACUUUCUCCUCCAGCCAGCAUGUGGACACCCGGCAUAACGCUGCGUGCAGGAGGCUGCAGCACGCGUUUGCGCCUGCAGAGCCUAUCGCCAGCCGUGCGCCUGUACGCCUCAACCCGACAGUCACACCCACGUCCGACGUCUCAGCAUGCACUGCACCGAAAGGAAAAGCUCCAGCAGCGUCUCUACCUGCAGCCGCCUGCAGCAAGCCUCGGCGGCCGCCAAUCCUCGCCGCGAUGGGCACCGCUGCAGACGCAGGUUCCGGCGACUCCUGCAGUAGCCACGCUCAUCAGACCAGCAUCCCAUGCUCCCGACAUCGACCCACACGCCGAGGAGAUCCCCUCCACGCCCCCCUUCACUGCAGGCCCCUACAGCACCCUUACCGUCGGAGUGCCGCGCGAGACCUACCCCUCCGAGCGCCGCGUCGCCAUCACGCCUCAAAAUGUUGCCCUCCUCUUGAAGAAGGGCUUUUCGCGGGUCCUCAUCGAAAGAGGGGCUGGCGUGGAAGCGCAAUUCACGGAUGAAACCUACGAGCAAGCUGGCGCUCAGACCGUUGACCGCAGAACUGUCUUCUCGUCCGCAGAUAUUCUGCUGAAGGUCAGGGCGCCGAGCAUUGAGGGCCCGGAUGCGGAGGUCGAUGCGUUGAGGGAGGGGGCGACGGUGGUGAGCUUCUUGUAUCCGGGACAGAAUGGGGAGGUAGUAAAGAAGCUGGGGGAGAGGGGAGUGACGAGCUUUGCGAUGGAUAUGAUACCGCGGAUAUCGAGGGCACAGGUGUUCGACGCGUUGAGUUCGAUGGCGAACAUUGCGGGAUACAAGGCAGUGCUGGAAGCAUCCAACCAUUUCGGUCGUUUCCUUACCGGUCAGGUCACGGCAGCUGGAAAGAUCCCCCCGUGCAAGGUUCUUGUCAUCGGAGCUGGCGUUGCUGGCCUCAGUGCUAUAGCCACGGCACGCCGCAUGGGCGCCAUAGUCCGCGGCUUUGACACCCGCUCCGCCGCCCGAGAACAAGUCGAAUCCUUGGGUGCCGAAUUUAUCGAGGUCGCAGUAAAAGAAGACGGCUCCGGAGCUGGUGGAUACGGAAAGGUUAUGUCCAAGGAAUUCAUCGAAGCCGAAAUGAAGCUUUUCACGGAGCAGUGUCGCGACGUGGAUAUUGUGAUUACUACGGCCCUCAUUCCUGGAGAGCCGGCUCCGAAGCUUAUUACCAAGGCGAUGAUCGAGGCGAUGAAGCCUGGAUCCGUGAUUGUGGAUCUUGCGGCUGAGGCUGGAGGGAAUUGUGAGGCUACGGUGCCUGGACAGCUUGUCAAGAAGAAGGGGGUUACGAUUAUUGGAUACACCGAUCUACCUUCAAGACUUCCUACCCAGUCAUCCACACUAUACUCAAACAACAUCACCAAAUUCCUCCUCUCAUUAUCAACAAAAGACAAAUACUUUGACGUCGAUCUCAAAGACGAGGUAGCACGUGGCUCAAUUGUGACCUACAACGGCAAGAUUCUCCCCGUCGCACCUCGUCCGGCGCCUCCACCACCAGCAGCUCCAAAACAAACAUUCGUCGAAGCGGAAGCGGAAAAAGCAGCAAAUGUAGUGGCUUUGACACCAUGGCAGAAAGCGUCUAGAGAAGUUGCCACAGUGACAGGUGGGAUGACAGCGGCAGUAGUUCUCGGAAAGCUGACGGGUCCGAUUUUCAUGUCGAAUGCAUUUACAUUUGCGCUUGCGAGUUUGAUUGGGUAUCGAGUUGUGUGGGGUGUCUCUCCGGCAUUACACUCGCCUCUUAUGAGCGUGACGAAUGCGAUUUCAGGCAUGGUCGGCAUUGGAGGUCUUUUCAUUAUGGGUGGUGGUAUAUUACCUCAAACAUUUCCUCAGGCUCUAGGCGCUCUCUCAGUGCUCAUUGCAUCUGUGAAUGUUUCUGGCGGCUUCGUCAUUACGAAACGCAUGCUAGACAUGUUCAAACGUCCCACUGAUCCACCAGAAUACCCGUGGCUAUAUGCCAUUCCAGCCGUGGUAUUCGGUGGUGGAUAUAUUGCAGCUGCGAGUACGGGUAUGGCUGGUCUAGUUCAGGCCGGCUAUCUAGUCAGCAGUGUCCUCUGCAUGGGUUCUCUUUCUGGUCUUGGCUCUCAGUUGACAGCACGCCGGGGCAAUAUGCUCGGUAUACUAGGCGUUUCAUCCGGAAUAAUUGCGUCUCUUGCUGCCGUUGGGUUUCCCGCGGAUGUACUCCUGCAAUUUGCUGGAGUUGCUGGUGUUGGUAGCAUUAUUGGCAUGGCAAUUGGUAGACGCAUCACACCAACCGGUCUCCCCCAGACCGUAGCAGCAUUGCAUUCAGUUGUCGGUUUAGCGGCUGUUCUCACCAGCAUUGGCAGCGUUAUGGCGCACAUUGGAGAUAUUUCCACGCUUCAUAUGGUCAGCGCGUACUUGGGUGUUCUCAUUGGCGGAGUUACUUUCACAGGCUCCAUAGUCGCCUUCAUGAAACUUGCAGGCCGCAUGUCCUCGAAACCCAGCAUUCUCCCCGGCCGCCACAUCAUCAACAGCUCCCUCCUCGGUGCAAACGUAGCCACCAUGGGCGCCUUUCUCGUCGCCGCCCCGGGAGCUCCUAUGAUUGGUGCCGCGUGUCUAGCAGCCAACACCGCCCUCAGCUUCGCGAAAGGCUACACCACUACAGCUGCAAUUGGAGGCGCUGACAUGCCUGUCGUCAUCACUGUCCUGAAUGCGUACUCCGGUUUCGCCCUCGUGGCUGAGGGCUUUAUGCUGGACAACCCGCUACUCACGUCUGUGGGCGCACUCAUCGGUGUCAGCGGCUCCAUCCUAUCUUACAUCAUGUGUGUAGCGAUGAAUCGGUCGCUCACGAACGUGCUCUUUGGAGGUAUCGCAGGACCAGCGGAAAACUCAGUCAAGAUCGAAGGCGAAGUGACAAAGACAAACAUCGAUGAAACAGCCGACCUCCUCGUGAACGCCGAGAAAGUCAUCAUCGUGGUCGGGUAUGGCAUGGCCGUCGCGAAAGCCCAGUACGCCAUCUCGGAAAUAACGCGCAUCCUCCGCGCCAAAGGCGUCAACGUCCGCUUCGCCAUCCACCCCGUCGCUGGGCGCAUGCCAGGCCAGUGCAACGUGCUGCUCGCCGAAGCCUCGGUGCCGUACGACAUCGUGCUCGAGAUGGACGAGAUCAACGACGAUUUCGCGGACACUGAUGUUACGUUGGUGAUUGGUGCGAAUGAUACGGUCAACCCGAUUGCGCUGGAGCCGGGCUCAGCGAUUGCGGGGAUGCCGGUGCUGCAGGCGUGGAAGAGCGGGAAGGUGGUUAUCAUGAAGCGGGGGAUGGCAAGUGGGUAUGCGGAUGUGCAGAAUCCGAUGUUUUACAUGGAGAAUGCGAGGAUGUUGUUUGGGGAUGCGAAGGAGAGUUGCGAUGCGAUUCUGAGGCAGCUGGAAGGGAAAUGAGUAGAUGGGAGGGAAGGGUAGUUGAGAUCGUGAAUUGGGGGUUGGGAUAGUGAGAGAAGCGAUUGAUAACACUGAAUUGUCUCUCUUUAUACAUUCACCUCGUCUGAAGGCAUGCCUUGAUUGAAGUGGUGCCUCGGUGGCGUAGGCACGUGAUUUUCACGUGACUGGCGAAUCUGAUGAGUAAGCUGUGCUUGGCAGCAAUAAACGGAGCAAGAGCCAACGCUAUAGAGAGGAACAUUAGAAUUUUCGUUCUUAGAAGAUCAUCUGCC